AAAUACAAAAACCUAAUAACGAGAUUAGACAACUUUUAAUUUAGAUUUUUUAUUUAUUGUUUGUUACCCAGUGGCAGGCAGGAUCUUCACACACCCGCAAUAAAAAAACUUAGGACAGUGGAUUUUUUCGCAGUAACAGUAGCUUUCCUAUGGCCGCAUUAGAGCCACAUGUUUAUUUAAUUAAAGACUUAUUCGCGGGUGGCAAAACACAUGCACAGAUUUUCACCUAUUUGCAGCAAAUGGGUGUCCGGCGAUGCUCCGAAAUGAGCGUUAGAAGAUUCUGUUUUCAACACAACCUUCAACGAAAAAUGCAUUUAUCGGACACAGAACUGGAAUCCGCUGUGAUUGGCUCAGUUUAUAAGGUAGGGCCGUCAUAUGGCCGAAAAUUCAUGACUGGCUAUCUGUCUUCUCUUGGAUUGCGUGCAGGGGAAUGUCGUGUCGGAAAAAUCCUUAGAGAAGUUCAUCAGCCAUACCAUGAAUUGCGACGUCUGGGUGCACGUAAUCUUAACCCAGUUCCUUAUCAUGCCGAUGGUAUGGGCCAUAAACUGCACCUUGAUCAAAAUGAAAAGCUUGUAAUGUUUGGUGUAACACAAGUACUGGCCAUUGAUGGCUACAGCAGCAAAAUUGUUGCCAAUGCUACAAUGCCAGUGAAAAAUAAUCUUGUGAUUUAUGAACAAGUGUACAGAUCUGCUGUAGUUAAUUACGGCCUGUGGGACCAGCUGAGGGUUGACCAUGGCAGAGAAUUUUACAUGUGCCUAUACAUGCAGGAGAAGCUGUCGAGACACAGGCAGAACCCCAGCAGACAACCAUACCUUCAAACUACUUCAACAAGGGAUUUGGCCUGA
Misgurnus anguillicaudatus (oriental weatherfish) is the source of this 845-nucleotide messenger RNA. NCBI's taxonomy places the organism in Eukaryota, Metazoa, Chordata, Actinopteri, Cypriniformes, Cobitidae. The record is from RefSeq and is a predicted model, not a curated record.